CGUAGGUCGGCGCCCCGGCCGCACGGGCGCGCAGGGGCGGGGUGGCGGCCGACGCCCCUCGGCUCGCGCUCCGCACCUGGCCCUGCAGGAAGUGCGCGCUGAUUGACAGCUGCGGUGCUCCCAAAAGGCUGGAGUCAAAGAUGCUGCUCGGCGGGUGGGUGUAGACGCGGCAGGCGCGCCCCGUGCCCGCUCUAGUUCGCGCGCCUCCCCGGGCCCCGCCGCCCCUCCGGCUGCCGUGGAGCGGGGCUCGGGCCCCAGCCUGCGCGCCCGGCACCCGCGGCUCCGGACGACCCGGCGGCGCUCGGCCCGCUCAGGUCGCCAGGAUCCGGUCCCGGCUCACCAUGCACUGCCACGCGGAACUGAGGUUGAGCUCACCCGGCCAGCUCAAAGCAGCCAGGCGGCGCUACAAGACUUUCAUGAUCGAUGAGAUCCUCUCCAAGGAGACCUGCGACUACUUUGAGAAACUUUCCCUCUACUCUGUGUGCCCGUCUCUGGUGGUGCGACCCAAGCCCCUGCACUCUUGCACCGGCUCUCCUUCCCUACGGGCGUAUCCUCUCCUGUCUGUGAUCACCCGACAGCCCACAGUCAUCUCCCACCUGGUUCCCACUGGCCCAGGAAUCACCCCAGUGUUAUCUCGCCAUCCAGUCACCGAGGCUGCUGCUGCCGCUGCUGCUGCUGCUGCUGCUGCUGCUGCUGCUGAGACCCCUGGUGGUGAGGCAUUAGCCAGCAGUGAAUCUGAGACAGAACAGCCCACACCCCGGCAGAAGAAACCACGCAGGAGUCGCACCAUCUUCACAGAGCUGCAGCUCAUGGGUCUGGAGAAGAAAUUUCAGAAGCAGAAGUAUUUGUCUACCCCAGACAGGUUGGACUUGGCCCAGUCUCUGGGACUCACUCAGCUACAAGUGAAGACUUGGUAUCAGAACCGCAGGAUGAAAUGGAAGAAGAUGGUCCUUAAAGGUGGACAGGAAGCACCCACAAAACCUAAGGGGCGCCCCAAGAAGAACUCCAUUCCCACAUCAGAGGAGAUUGAAGCUGAAGAGAAGAUGAAUAGCCAGGCCCAGGGCCAAGAGCAGCUGGAGCCCUUGCAGGGACACGAGGAGUCCUGUGAUAUCCAGGAGCCCAAAGCAUGCAGUGUCCCCUUGGAGGUGGCCGAACUGCCUCACCAGCCCCAGGAGUUGCCAGAAGCCUCCUCUGAACCCCCACCAUUAAGUUAAAAUAAAGUUCUGUGGGGGAAGGGGGAGACUGGGAGGAAGGGAAGAGAGAAGGCAAGGAGACAUUGAAAGGACAGAAGACCUUUAAAGACAGCAAGGUGUAGGUAGAAGAGCGCUGCCUGUCUCCCUCCUCCCAGAGGCAUUCUCAUCCUGAGCAUUUGAUGAAGACUUGCUCACGUGGGACUUGCCCUUCUUACAAGGCUGUGUUAGCCACAGAUACCCUUGAGUAAGGGAGAUAGCGCUUUGGAGCCGAUUCCCGGGCUUGGGUGAUGGCUGUGGGGUUGGGUACAGCAGUCUGUCAGUGUGGCAGGCUGGGCUGGCCUGCAGUGAGGGUGGUUCUUCUUCCUCUCUGCUCCCCUCUGGGCAGCCGGUCAGAGAAGCAGAGAGAGGUAGGUGGAGGUGCUUGGGAGGCUUACCCAAGCUCCUUGCCGACUCAGCGCUUAUUUCUGUAGUUUUAAGAGAAUUGAAUGUUUUUGGAUUUUUGUUUUUUGAGGGUGGGGUGGGGAAAACUGUUGAAGGCAGACAAAAAAAAAAAAAAGAAAAGAAAGAAAAGGAGUUGGAGGGGAGUUACUAGGGACAUCUCAAGUCCUGCUUGUCUGUCUGUAAACACGUGUGCCUUUGUACCUUUGUAAGAUGGUCAGGUGACAAAAGAACCGAUGAUCCUUGCCUUUCCCUUCAUUAAGUUGCCAUCCCUGAAGCUGCAAAUGCAGAUAUGUUAAGAUAACUUUUAUUUUUUAAUUAAAAGUAAAUCUUUCAAGAA
Messenger RNA from Meriones unguiculatus (Mongolian gerbil), 1971 nucleotides. RefSeq names its product BARX homeobox 2 (gene Barx2). The coding region runs from base 342 to 1214 and encodes 290 amino acids. Gene Ontology annotation, molecular function: RNA polymerase II transcription regulatory region sequence-specific DNA binding; DNA-binding transcription factor activity, RNA polymerase II-specific. Gene Ontology annotation, cellular component: nucleus. The record is from RefSeq and is a predicted model, not a curated record. Lineage: Eukaryota; Metazoa; Chordata; Mammalia; Rodentia; Muridae. The transcript has 4 exons. Gene Ontology annotation, biological process: regulation of transcription by RNA polymerase II.